GAGAGCAAGGCUGGUUUGCCAGCCUGCCUCUGUGAGGAGCCUCGGACCAGAAAACAUGCAGCAGUGUGGGGAGAUGGAUCUCUCUUGAGCUUGCUGGUGGAAAGGGGCUGGGAGUCAGCAGGAAAGCAGGCUACUGGUCUGCAGCACCAUGCUGGAUCCCAAGCCUCACUCUGCAAGCCAGAGGUGAAUCCAGGUGAAAGCCAGCUAUCACAGUAGGUGUCAGGAUGACCAAAGCACGGCUCCUCCGUCUCUCUGUGGUGCUGGUCUCCAUCUUCAUGAUCCUCCUGAUAAUUGUGUACUGGGACAACGUGGGAACGGCUCACUUCUACCUGCAUACGUCCUUCUCCAGGCCUCAUUCCCCAGGAGGCAUCCCUGGUAUCGUGGCAGGUGAGGACUGGGAAGCCUUGCCAGAUGUGGAUGAGUUUUUGGCAAAGCUGCUUAGUUCAAGCCUGAAACAGAAUAGCUCUAUCCCCCGAAAGACAGAGCAUCUACUUGUCCAGGGCUCCAGCAAGCCUGUGGUGAGCAAUUUAGAGGAGAACGUGCGGGGCUAUGACUGGUCUACACACAAUGACAGAAAGAGCUUGGACCAAGAGAAACUGCAGAUAGAGAGGCAGAGAACGUUGCGAGAGUUUUGUGCCAAUUCCAGCUUCACUUUCCCCACCAAGGAGCGCUCCUUUGAUGAUAUCCCAAACUACGAGCUCAACCACCUGAUCGUGGAUGACCGCCACGGCAUCAUCUACUGUUAUGUGCCCAAGGUGGCCUGCACCAACUGGAAACGGGUGAUGAUUGUGCUAAGUGAGAGCCUGCUGGACCAGGGGGUGCCCUACCGGAACCCUUUGGAUAUCCCCCGGGAACACGUCCACAACACCAGCACCCACUUGACGUUCAACAAAUUCUGGCGUCGUUAUGGGAAGUUCUCCCGGCACCUCAUGAAGAUCAAACUGAAGAAAUACACAAAGUUCCUCUUUGUACGAGACCCUUUUGUCCGCCUCAUCUCUGCCUUUCGCAGCAAAUUUGAGCUGGAGAAUGAGGAGUUCUACCGGCGGUUUGCCAUCCCCAUGCUAAAGCUGUACUCCAACCAUACCAACCUUCCCACCUCCGUUAGUGAGGCCUUCGGGGCAGGCCUCAAAGUAUCCUUUUCUGACUUCAUCCAGUACUUACUGGAUCCCAGGACAGAGAAGAUGGUCCCCUUCAAUGAGCACUGGAGGCAGAUUUACCGUCUGUGCCACCCGUGCCAGAUAGACUAUGAUUUCAUUGGGAAGCUGGAGACGCUGGAUGAGGAUGCUGCUUAUCUAUUGCAGCUCCUCAAAGUGGACAGGCUGCUUCGUUUCCCCCCCAGCUACCGGAACAGGACUGCCAGCAGCUGGGAAGAUAACUGGUUUGCCAAAAUCCCACUGGCUUGGAGGCAGCAGCUCUACAAGCUUUAUGAAGCAGAUUUUGUACUCUUUGGCUACCCCAAGCCAGAAAACUUGCUUAAAGACUAAAAGUGAUUGGGUGGUGGGUGUGGGAGGGAACAUCUGAAAUACCAAAAAUGUUAAAAGCCUCCUCAUUUUUGCUCUUAACUCCUUUCCCCAUACAAGUUGGUACAAUGGAAUAUAUUUUUUCUACCGCUUCCCCUUCUGUUUUUGCAAUAAUGCCAGAGUCCAGGGUAUUCCAGCCAGCUGUGCAUAUGCAAAAAAUGCCAGGAUUUUUUGUUACCAUUUGUUUUCUGUUUUUUAAAAUGUCCCCAUGUUUUGCAGUGGGCCGCUGCCCUUGGUCACUCUGCCAGCUGUGUCCUUCAGUAGCUUUUUAUUAAUACUUUUUAAAAAUUAAUAUAUUUAAGAUAUUUAAUACGAAGUGUGUGUCGUGGCAAAGGAAGGGAAGGAAUAAAAAAAAAAAAAGUAAAAUUGAAACUCAAGAAAUUACGCACCUGCCUCUGUGUGUUGUCUCAGGGCUGCUGUUUUGGAGGUCUGAGGUUUGCAGAGCACUUGGAUCUCUUUGGGAGCUGGGUUUCAGUGCUGCUGCCUUCACUGGCCACGUCUGCUGGUGGUCAGGGCAGUUGGAUGGGUCAGUGCCUGCCUGCCAAACAGCCCUGGAAAAAUACUAGUGCUCCAGUGACGCGUGCUGCCAGGGUUGCAGGAAGGAAGUGGUGGUUGGGAGCAGUGACGCCAAGCCCCGCGCGGUGUUCCGGGACAGGCAGGUGACCAUUGCAGUACCUCUGCACUGCUUCACCUUUCAGCAAAGUGGUGGUGGAACUCUGCUUUCCAAAAAGCUGCAGUUUCUUGGCCCCUGUUUAUCUUGCUAGUGUGGAGCAUCUUUCACAUCCCGUUGCAAAACAAUGCCUGAAGUUCUUGGGGGUUGUGGCCAACCUGGAUGGGCAGAGCGUGCUCUCGGAUGGACGUGCUGUCCAGAAGUUGGCAUCCAGGCUUCACACAGCAGUAGCUGAGGCAGAAAGGCGGGUCACUGAUUCGCAGCCGGCUGUGGCGUGCUGCUCCAUGGCCUGGUCACUGCUGCGUACAGUGCAGGUCCCUUGGGAGCUGCUGUGUCCUCAUUCCUGUGCGUGCUUUAAGGGGACGUGGCAGGGAUGCAGAUGCUUAUCUCUGGAAGCAGAUCUGAAAGGUUUCUUUCAGUCAGCAGGCGUCAAGGUGAACUCAAAGUUUGUUUGUUUUCAGAGUGCCAGCUACUGCUUGUGAUGCUGCAUCCUCAUCCGCUGCCUUUCUGUUUAUACCAAAUGACUGAUGCAGAUUUAAUCAUCUGCCUUGCUGAGACCUGCUGCAGGAGGGAUGGUUGCCCACUGUGCUGGGAGCCUGUGGGCUGCUUCCCAAAGGAAAUUAAUGCUUUAGAGAGACUUUUUGUGUCUCAUCAGCUGAAUCUGCUUCUCUUAUUCUCUCUGAAUAGCUCUGCAAAAACUGUCUGCUUUGCAGAUUGAGCUUGCAACUCUGAAAGAGCUGAAAUGCUUAAUUAUAUUUCCCUGGGCUGUGGAUGGUAUCAGCGAUUAAGGUUCAGGGUCAGGCCUUGGGAGGCAGCCUUAUGUUUUGGGCAGACUUCUUUACAUUGGCCUUUUACUCAGUUUCUCUCCAAGGCCAUCAGCAGACGUGACUUCUCUCCUCUCUCCUUGCUUUCCCUAUCUCUGUACACAUACGUCUUCUUGGCAUUGCAUGCUCUUCCUAGCGAAUGUACCGUGAAGCUUUUUAACCUAUAAAUGAAAGGUAAUUGCUAGUAGUUAUGCUCAAAACAAAGGAUUUGUUUCUCAUUGUAUUCAUGCCACUCUCCUGUAAUUUCUGCAGAGAUAUUUGCAGUUUAAAUGAGCCCGAGGCCAUGAUCAAGGUCUUGGUGCUUAGCUCUUCACAGCUUGAGGGAAAAAGGAAGUGUUUGUUUCUGAGUCAUUAUAUAAACUAAUAAUAGAAAAGUGUUGAUCUAUUCAAUUUUUUUCCAGUUACCAGCUAAUUGCUGCAAAACAGAAAGAUGUUGAGAAUCUCAUCUCCUGUAAUGAGUAAUCCCAGGAGUCUCUUGGUUCCUGCUACAUUUACAUUUCUUCAGGGUGGGUUUGUGUCGCCCUUUAGAGAUACAGCAUGGAUGUUUUUGUCUCUUGUCUUUACAAAGCGUUUAUUUAUUUUCCCUCUUUUAAUUUAAAUUUAAUUGAUGUUUAGUAUGUAUAGACGUGGGUGGCUGGGACUGUAGUGCCGAUGCUGUGCAAACUUCCUUCCAGCUGCUUUUCCUGCACCUCCUGAUCUGGUUCUGCCUCUUCCUGCCCUUCCAACCUGUGCCUGGCCAGCGUAUCCCAUGGUGUCUGCCUCCUCAGCCGCAGUUGUCCUGUGAUUCACAGCCAUGACUUGUCCCAGGCAAGAGCCCAGCAGCCUCUUUUCAAGGUCACCAGCUGCCAGUCAGUCACCUGGGGCGGAGGAGGAACAGGUUGCAGAGUGUUACCAUCAUUUUUGGCAGCAAGGUCUUGGUUGUGUGACUGACAGAGAAGGUGCAAAAUGGCUGCAAAUCCUGCACAACAGCUGCUCCAUGUGAUGUGAGAGUGUGUCCUCUGCUUAGGACUGCCUUGAAAUUUAACUGUAAUAGAAGAAAAAGCCCUCCCUUCCCUUGCGGACAUCGGUUAGAGGGGAGAGACUUUGAAAGCUCUGAUUUCUCUCUUCUCUCUCCAUCCAAAGCUGCAUAAAGGGGGUAAAUUCCAGUGUUAUGUGCUAAUACCACCCUGAAUCACACUAGGGUCCAAAACACCCCGUGUGCAAGGUUCAGCAGGCUGCCUGCAUCCCGAGGGCUUCAUCAGCCUCCCGAAGAGCUGCAGUCAGGAGAACGUAUGGAUGGCAUGAAGCCAUUAGGGUUCUGUCUUUUGUACUUUGCCACUCACCCCGUGAAGUCCAGCCUUUGCUGACAUAUGAGAUGUUUUAAUAUUUGUAGGCACAUACCCAACCAGCACACUGGGUGUCAUUGGCAUUCUCCUCAUUUCCCAUUGCCACACUUCAAAGCACUUGCUGGGAGGAGCAGUAAAGCUCUGAUGGAGAGGGCUCACUUUGCAGUGGAUAGCUUCUGGGUUCCAAAUAGCUUGUUCCUUGCUGGCCUUUUCUUUUGAAGCCUUCCUUCCCCACUGUUCCACCACUGUGAAUGUAUUGUUAAGAAGUCAAAGGGGAUCCAGGCUGCGCUGAGCUUUGUGGUAAGACCACUGGGUUGCCAGAACUGAGAUGUAGCCUCUGGCUUUGGGAAUGUGCAUUUUUUGUGGGUUUCUUGCUCUGUUCUGAUGAUGUAAAAGUGAGGGUGGGGGGGGAAGAAGGACAAAGAGUUCAACCAGCUAUGCUUCCUUCCCCCCUGGUUUCCUAAAGGAGCUGGAAUUUGGUAUUUGACAAAUAAUGGCAGAAUGAUUGGAAAGGGCAGGCAGUAUGCAUCCGUGCUGGCUGGAAGUCAGAAGAGGGCUAAAAAUCCUGAAAUUUAGAUGGUUACAAUAGUGGUAC
This is a messenger RNA of Athene cunicularia (burrowing owl), 4934 nucleotides long. It is a transcript of the gene CHST12, whose product is annotated as carbohydrate sulfotransferase 12. The transcript has 2 exons. Gene Ontology annotation, molecular function: sulfotransferase activity. Gene Ontology annotation, biological process: carbohydrate biosynthetic process; proteoglycan biosynthetic process. Gene Ontology annotation, cellular component: membrane. Lineage: Eukaryota; Metazoa; Chordata; Aves; Strigiformes; Strigidae. The record is from RefSeq and is a predicted model, not a curated record. Bases 225 to 1484 code for a protein of 419 amino acids.